This is a messenger RNA of Gossypium raimondii (Peruvian cotton), 597 nucleotides long. RefSeq lists its product as uncharacterized. The record is from RefSeq and is a predicted model, not a curated record. Bases 1 to 597 code for a protein of 198 amino acids. NCBI's taxonomy places the organism in Eukaryota, Viridiplantae, Streptophyta, Magnoliopsida, Malvales, Malvaceae. The transcript has a single exon.
AUGCCAUCCAAGCAUCCUCUUGUUCUACAAUUUAAUAGCCAACGGCUCUCUAGCAAGAUAUGCCAAGUAACAAGGCGAAGAGGAUUUGUUUAUGGUUGUUUACCUUGUAAGUUUGCGGUUCACAUUGAAUCUGUAUCAGCAUCUUUAGAUUUUGUUGUUGAAGAUAAAAGCCAUGAACAUCCUUUCACUUUGUUUACAAGGAGAUCAUCAUUCAUUUGUGAUGCAUGUGGUGUGGAAGGAAGUUAUGCUUCCUACAUAUGUUGUACAAGCAAAAUUAUGGUCCAUAAAAAGUGCACUUCAUUGCCACGCAUCAUCAAAAGCAAGUGGCAUGAUCAUCGCCUUUUUCACAAAUAUUUCCUUUUUAGAGUUUUGAAUUGCAUAAUGUGCAAUGAUGAAGUCAGUACAGACUAUGGUAGUUACUAUUGUUCAGAGUGCGAUGUUAUAUUCCAUGUGAAGUGUGCAAUGAAGAAUAAAGAUUCAUAUGAAAUAGCAGAAAAUGAAGAUAAGGAAUCUGCUGAUGUUAGCUCCAUAACCAAUGUUCUUGAAUGGAAUGAUGCUGGAAAAGCCACUGUAAUAGAACAUAUCUGUAGGAACUAA